Molecule: messenger RNA, 2628 nt
Organism: Linnemannia hyalina
Lineage: Eukaryota; Fungi; Mortierellomycota; Mortierellomycetes; Mortierellales; Mortierellaceae
Source: the annotation of a GenBank genome assembly
AUGUGGUUUCUUGUCGGACAAGAGCAGAAUGCAGGUCUCCGAAUUUGGCUCAAGCCAGAAAUGACAGUAACCAUCGGAAGACAAGUAGCAGGCGAUGUCCUGAACAUCGCAGGCGAGGAUCGGUCUGUCAGCAGGCGACAUGUCGUUAUAUCCGUCUCCAAGCCAUCACUGAACAGUGUGAAAGUACGGGGAGAGCACACAAAACUGACGAUCAGGGAUUUGGACUCGAAAUCCGGAGUAGCAGUCAACAACACGCGGAUCGCAGGUGGCAAGGAUAUUGAGGUUAUCAUUGACGAAGAUCACCUCUGGACGACUCAGGAUCAACGACAUGUCGCUGGACGCGGAUAUGGCGGAUGGGUGGAUGUGAACAUUGGCGACAAGACAAACUUUAGGCUGGAAAGGGUCGACUGGAGUAUCUGCUCUGUGGGCCUCAAUAUUCAAUCCAAAGUCGGCAUCGUUGAAAUGGCUGCUGAAAUGGAUGUUAAGGUGGAAGAAUCAUGGGUUCCAGGAGUUUCAACACAUGUGGUUAUUGGAAACAACAAGGUUUCUCAGAGGAUAUUUUUGGCUCUCGCAGAGGGAGGAUACAUGGUCGACUCGACUUGGUUCAAAAAGCAGCUAAGGAUCUUUCAGGAGUCAUGGGAGACCAAAGGCCAAACGGAAGCACGACUGAUCGAGCUAGAGCACCCUGCACCAACUCCAACAGGAUACGAGGACGCAAACAUCCAGUGGGCGCCAAAUUUCACCCGCAGAACGCUCUUCAAGGACUAUCGCUUUAUUUCUCUUGCGAGGCCAAAGUAUCAAAAUCUUGCUCAAGUGAUUCGGUGCGCAGGAGGAGAGUGGUCGCAGGAAGAACCGAGUAGAACCCAAAAAAGGAUCAUGGAGUGCUUAUCCGAGACAUUGAUUCCUGUUUUCCUGAAGCCUGAUGCGAACGUUGAUACGGAUCCAGUGUUCUCAAAUACGUCCAGUAUCUUGAAAAAGAUGGGCUACAGAUGGGUGCAGGAAGUGGAGAUCGGGUCGGCUCUUGCCUAUACAUCAACAGACAUGUAUUGUAACCCAAAAUACCAUGACGAGCUGCCAGCCCUGGUGAUGAUAUCCACUCUUGCUAGCGUCCAGACCCCCUUGUCACAGUUUGUUGAAUCUGCAGCUAGCACGCAGUCGUUUACGAGACCCACCACCUCUCGCGCCGCCUCAAAUGUAAGAGAUGGCAAGGAUACACCUUCGUUUUUGGAUGAAGCUGAAGAGACUACAGCUGGUUCUUUUGAUCUUUCGCAAUUGAUGGCGCCGCCUAGGAGAUCAACCCACAAAGAUCCAGUCACUGCAGGAUCAACUUCUUCAUCACGAGCUCAGCCUAUUCCUCCUCCACCCCAACAGACCAAGGCGAGCGCAGUAGAGAAACCGGUGAAGAAGAAGGUUAAGAUGGACCGGAUGGCGCUUUUCUUUGAUGGGCUAGAUGGUGAUGAGGAUGUUAUCGUGGCAGACUCUCAUAGCAACCCCAUCAGUACCUCAGCGCAGGCUCUCCCAACACCUGCGGGAAAGGCGACUAGACAGCCCUCCAGCCUGCAGAUCCCUGUUCCUAUCGCUUGGCCUGACGCUAACGAUGUCGAUCUUGAGCAGGAGGUGCCCUAUAAACGGACAACGCGUCAAUCUUCUCCCAAAAAGAAUUCAGUCAAGGAAGGCGGCUCAGCGUCAGGAGAAACAAUACAUACAGCCACCUCCACCACUAGCAGCAGCGCAAUGCCAGCAGAGAAGAGCAAGGGCAAGUCCAAGCUGAUGAAUGCCAUGUUCGAGGAUGAUGAGGUGGAUGAAACGCGGUCGAGCGCUGUCAAUGGAUUUGAUCCUUCAAAUCACGAUGAGGCAGAGAUGGCUGCGGCAGCGGACAAGAAGGGCGACGACAGGAUCAACGAGGAAUUAUUCUCGUAUCCAGUCAAGGAAUACGAUUCCUCGUUUCAACUCUCUGCACCAUCCUCCCGCGGGGCAGCAGCAGGAAAGAAGAAGAAGCCAACCUCCUUUGACGUGAUCCGAGACGACAUGGUUGCGCUUAACCUGGAUAUCAAGCUGGAACGCCAGAUCCAAAACAUGGAGGAGCAGGAACGAUGGAAGCGUCUGCCAGCACAAACCAAGGGUGAUUCCAACAAAUUGAUGCAGUGGGAGCGAAGCGCGGCGCUCACUACCAAGAGCAAGCGACGCAAGAUGGCGGAACAGCAGCAGGAUCAACAAGGCCAAGGGUCGGGGUCUCGGGAAACAUCGCCCUUGAAUGAUGAUGAUGAUGUGCAGAUUUUGGACGAGGCGGAUCAAAAUGACUGGCCGGAGCGGUGGAAGAAAAUGCCGAAUUUCAAGAACAUUGCGGGACCCAGUUUGGACCUGCAGGAGAAAUGGAAGAAUGUACCCAACUUUAAGGCCUUCCGCAAAUCCAAACUGCCGGGAGUGAAAGCGGAGCCCCGUGAACCCAUGCAGCUCACUCUGGAUGGUGAGUUGGUCCCGAAACAGGAGGCCACCGCAAAGAAGAUUGCGACAUACUUGAAGAGGGAGCCUGAAGUGCCUGACGUCCCGGUUCCAGUGACACACCGGAAAGUCAGCGAGAAGCAGCGGGAAAGAGAAGACCUUCAAAAGCUCUUGGCGGAUGAUUGA